This is a messenger RNA of Aspergillus niger, 1785 nucleotides long. RefSeq lists its product as uncharacterized. The transcript has 2 exons. The coding region runs from base 1 to 1785 and encodes 594 amino acids. Lineage: Eukaryota; Fungi; Ascomycota; Eurotiomycetes; Eurotiales; Aspergillaceae. The record is from RefSeq and is a predicted model, not a curated record.
AUGUCCACCGCCAUGGAUCUGUCUCGGCUUACCCGCCCCGCAAUCCUCUGCCAGUGCUCGCGAUGCUCGAGUUCGCUGGCUGCGCUGGAGAACGAGUGGGCUAAACUUUCGAAUUCUUACUCCAUAGUGGCUGGAUGGCUGAGCGUUGAGCUGCAUCGCAUUUCCAUCUCCUCAGAGAAGAAGCAGAUCCCGCAAUCAUCAGAGCUGAGUACCCUACGAGGCCGGAUCCUCCAGGAAAUCUCCUGUAAGCUCUGUCAACAGAAGUUGGGCGUGCUCUGCUCUCUAGACAAUGGCCCCAAUAUCUUCUGGAAGCUAUCGAAGGUGUCGUUCCGGGAAAUUGUUACCAUGCGCACAGUAGAGCCCGUAUUCAAGGAUGGAUCGCUCGAACGCAUCCUCUGUCCGACUCCUCCCUCCCGACAAGACCGAACCCCAGUCCAUGCCGGGGCCCUGGUACCCACUACAUCGACGGAGCUAGACCCCUACAACAUGUCUAUGGAACAACAGAUCCAGCACCAAGGGCUGAGCCUCGAUCACAUCACAAGUUCUGUCAGCAACCUUCACGAUACCAUGUCCGAGUUGAAGAACGCAUUCACCGCGCUGCGCAUCGAAUUGAACGGCCCAGGUCGAUUCACAUCUGAUAUGGGCACCCCCGCCAGCAAGGACAUGAUGAUUGCAACAGUGUUGAAGGAACUCAGAUCCAAAGCCGAUGAGAUCGAACGACUGAAGCUCGAAAACGAAGCACUCAAGUUGAAGAAUCGCUACGCGGAAGAACAAACCUUAAAACAAGUACAACCGCCGCCACCGCCACCGUUAUACGCCGACACAACAGUCCUUGCAGAAGUCCGAAGUCCAGGCCUAUUACAGGGGAGUCGGAAGCGGCCCUGGCCAGAUUCAUUUCCGAGCGGACGCACCCACCCAAUAAGAGAUUCGUUCGACGACGACUCUUCAGACAGCAUCGCAGACUUCUCGCUAGAAGAUGCCAGCCUACCUCCAGUCAAAAUUCCACUGAAGGACUCCACAUCCAUGUCCACAACAGACAAAACAACCCAAGAGCCUACACCAUCAGGCUCCCCCAAACUCCACAUCGAAGUCAACCCCUCGCAACGACAACAACAGCAGCAGCAACAAACCCCCAACCACGGAAACGACCUUGACGACAACCAUCACCACGACAACAGUAACAACUCCGCCACCUCCCACCGAGAAGCCAUAGUAAAACGUCCCCGCCUAUCUCAAUCAACAGAUAAACCCCCAACCACUGGACGCAGACCCGGCCGACCCUCGCGCAAAUCAUUCAGCCAAACCGCUAAACCAGACAUUCCCACCAACAUCGCGAACAAUGAAAGCCCAAACCCCAUCGCACUGACCGAGCAAAACGGCAACACGCACAAAGACACCCAAUUCACCGAUUCCAGUCCCAGCGAUACCCGCACUACAAAAGAGAACCGACCCGCUCACUCGCGAAGCCUGCGCAGUAGGUCUCGGCCCCCGUCACGGCGCCAAUCCGCCGCAGCUAAUGCCGACACACGUCCUUCGGAGCCAGAGCAAACACAGAAUGGGUUUCAGAACGGGGACGACGUACCAGACCAGACUGAACAGCGACAACAACAGCAACAGCCAACGCCCCCACUACACACGGGCAAAGAAAACUCGCAUGGCGGCGCAAACGGAGUGCACAAGCCCGAUAUACGAGAGAAACGCAAAGCACAGUCCGCAGCGCGAGAUAUCAUGGUACGAUUAGCUAUGCAGCGCGAGGAAGCAAUGGAGACUGAGGAUUCGCGGUGA